Herpailurus yagouaroundi (jaguarundi) is the source of this 3757-nucleotide messenger RNA. It is a transcript of the gene CHD1L, whose product is annotated as chromodomain helicase DNA binding protein 1 like. The record is from RefSeq and is a predicted model, not a curated record. Gene Ontology annotation, biological process: DNA repair; chromatin remodeling. Gene Ontology annotation, cellular component: nucleus. The coding region runs from base 25 to 2364 and encodes 779 amino acids. NCBI's taxonomy places the organism in Eukaryota, Metazoa, Chordata, Mammalia, Carnivora, Felidae. Gene Ontology annotation, molecular function: ATP binding; DNA helicase activity. The transcript has 20 exons.
GCGGGGCGGACCCUCUUGGGCGGGAUGGAGCGUGCAGCAGCGGGGACGUGCAGUGGCCGUAUGCCCGGGUUCCUACUGGCCCUUCAGACCCGGAGCCGAGCUGAGGCGGCGCGGGCUCGGGUGCAGGAGCAGGACCUAAGGCAGUGGGGCCUGACAGGGAUUCAUCUACGUUCUUAUCAACUGGAGGGGGUCAACUGGCUAGCCCAGUGCUUCCAUUGUCAGAAUGGCUGCAUCCUGGGAGAUGAGAUGGGCCUGGGUAAGACCUGCCAGACUAUUGCUCUCUUCAUUUACUUGGCAGGAAGAUUAAAUGAUGAAGGACCAUUUCUGAUUCUUUGCCCCUUGUCUGUUUUGAGCAACUGGACAGAAGAGAUGGAGAGAUUUGCUCCAGGGCUUUCCUGUGUAACAUAUGCAGGUGACAAGGAGGAGAGAGCCCACCUACAGCAAGACCUGAAACAAGAGUCACGUUUUCAUGUGCUGCUAACUACCUAUGAGAUUUGCUUGAAAGAUUCAUCAUUUCUAAAAUCCUUCCCUUGGAGUGUUCUUGUUGUGGAUGAAGCUCACAGGUUGAAAAACCAAAGCUCCUUGCUGCAUAAGACACUUUCAGAGUUCUCAGUAGUCUUCAGUCUCCUGUUGACCGGAACUCCCAUCCAGAAUAGCCUCCAAGAGCUCUACUCCCUCCUCAGUUUUGUGGAGCCUGAUGUCUUUCCCAAGGAGCAGGUGGGAGAUUUUGUUCAGCGUUACCAGGAUAUCGAGAAAGAAUCCAAGUCAGCAAAUGAACUACACAAGCUCUUGCAGCCAUUUCUGCUGAGGCGAGUGAAAGCCGAGGUAGCUACAGAGCUUCCCAAGAAGACAGAGGUGGUGAUAUACCAUGGCCUGUCAGCAUUGCAGAAAAAAUACUACAAGGCCAUUCUGAUGAAAGACCUAGCUGCAUUUGAAAAUGAGACAGCAAAGAAAGUUAAACUUCAGAAUGUCUUGUCCCAGCUUCGGAAGUGUGUGGAUCACCCGUAUUUGUUUGAUGGUGUGGAACCAGAGCCUUUUGAAAUUGGAGACCACCUGAUUGAGGCCAGUGGGAAACUUCAUCUACUGGAUAAGCUCCUGGCAUUCCUGUAUUCCAGGGGCCAUCGAGUUUUACUUUUCUCCCAAAUGACCCAGAUGUUGGAUAUUCUCCAAGACUACAUGGACUACAGAGGGUACAGCUAUGAGCGCGUGGAUGGUUCUGUGAGAGGAGAAGAGAGACACCUGGCCAUUAAGAACUUUGGACAGCAGCCUAUUUUUAUUUUUCUCCUGAGUACCAGGGCAGGUGGAGUGGGCAUGAACUUAACAGCUGCAGAUACUGUUAUUUUUGUUGACAGUGAUUUCAAUCCGCAGAACGACUUACAGGCAGCUGCCAGAGCUCACCGGAUCGGCCAGAACAAGUCUGUUAAAGUUAUUCGGCUGAUCAGCCGAGACACUGUGGAGGAAAUAGUCUGUAGGAAAGCGGCCUCCAAACUCCAGCUCACCAGCACAGUCAUAGAGGGAGGCCAUUUUACUUUGGGGGCCCGGAAACCUGCAGCCGAUGCUGACCUCCAGUUGAGUGAGAUACUCAAAUUUGGUUUGGAUAAACUGCUGUCAUCUGAGGGGAGUACUGUGGAUGAGAUAGACCUGGAGACGAUCCUGGGAGAAACAAAGAAUGGCCAGUGGAUCUCUGACACCUUGCCUACAGCAGAAGAAGGAAUCCAGGAGCAGGAGGAAGGCAAAAACCAUAUGUACUUAUUUGAAGGUAAAGAUUAUUCCAAGGAACCUAGUAAAGAAGACAGAAAAUCUUUUGAGCAACUGGUGAACCUUCAGAAAACCCUUUUGGAGAAAACUACGCAAGAGGGCCGAUUACUCCGAAAUAAAGGCAGUGUUCUCCUCCCAGGCCUUACAGAGGGGUCUGCCAAAAGGAAGCGGAUUCUGAGCCCAGAGGAAGUGGAGGACAGAAGGAAGAAGAGACAAGAGGCAGCAGCCAAGAGAAAGAGACUAGUGGAAGAGAAGAAGAGGAAAAAGGAAGAAGCAGAACAUGGAAAAAAGAUGGCCUGGUGGGAGUCCAGCAAUUACCAGUCCUUCUGCCUGCCUUCUGAGGACAGUGAACCGGAGGACCUAGAGGGCAGGGAAGAUGAGGAGAGCUCUGCCCAGCUGGAUUAUGAAGAUCCAGAGUCAACGGCCAUCAAGUAUGUGAGCGGUGAUGUCACCCACCCGCAGGCUGGGGCGGAGGACGCGGUCAUCGUUCACUGCGUCGAUGACUCUGGCCGCUGGGGCAGAGGUGGUUUAUUCACGGCUUUGGAAACACGAUCCGCCGAGCCAAGAAAAAUAUACGAGCUGGCUGGGAAAAUGAAAGUGAAUUAGACAUCCAUACACAAACAAAAGCAUGUGUUGGGUCUUUUGGGACCUAGCACCUUCCUUCGAAGGACCCGAGCGGAGUCUUGCCCACCACCACCACCAGUAAGAGACAGACAAACCUCCAUACAGGCUGUGGAGCCAGCACAACUGCCUAGAUGCCUUUUGCCACUGUCAGGCAAAAAUCAGAUGAGUGCUGACCCGGGCAGGUACUCACGCAUGAGACAGAACUUGCAGGAAUCCAGCCUUCCUGCAGGAAGACUCCAGCACACCAUUGGAGAAGGGAAAAAAAGAGAAAAAAACAUGCGUCGAUCACAGUGGAGGUGGUAAGAGAAAUACUUCUGCUGCUGCUUCUCCCUCAAGGAAACCCUGAAUGGGCUGAUUUAUCUGGUGAAGGUGACCUGUCCUGUGGGGGGAAAGGAGAGCAGGGAGAAUGCUCCUGGCUGUCCCAGCCAAAUGGAACACCGCUGGAGAAACCCAUUUCUCUCCACCAGCACCCAGAGUACUAAGGUGGGAGCUCUGUGACUGGGAGGAAGCAGAUCAGAACUUCAAACGGUGUCAGAGGGAUUGGCUCAGGAGGAGGUUCACCCACAAAUCUUGGAGUACCACACCCAAGGUUCUCCCUGCUGGGUCUGCAGCUUCCCCAAGACACUGAGUGCGAAACUCCACUUCCUCUCAUUCUGCUGCUAGCUUUUUGUGCAAGCUCCCGAGUGUGUCUGGUAGAUUGGGAGCGCACUCAGAGCAGGCUCUGGUCGUUGGGCAAGGAAAAACCAUAAACUCUAGCUAUUGCUUUUCUAGAAUGCUGUUUCCAAUAGCCAGCCUGGUGAACUGUAACAACCAAAGGUAACACAAGGGCUUAAAAAUUUGGCCCCAAGAGAGAGCAAGAAGAGUGGCAGGUAUACCUCACAAACACAAGGAAUAUCUCAGAUAGUAACAAUACCACAGAACAUAAAACCAUCUGCUGAAAGCAGCGAGCACAGAAUUAAGGAUGUAUCUGCUACUUCAAAUGCAAAAGCAGCAAUGCAUAACUCUGGGGAAUGUAAAAAGUCUGGGAAAUACGGCAUCACAGCAAGAAAAUGACAGUUCUCCAGCAAGUGAGCUCAAAGGCACAGAAUAUUGCAAUCUAACUGACAGAGAAUUUAGAAUAGCAGUUAUGAAUAAACUCAGUUACAAGAAAACUCAAAGGCAAUUCAUUAAAGUCAGGAGCAAAACAUACGAACAAAAUGAAUUCUGUUACAAAGAGAUUGAGAAUGUAAAAGAGAACCAGACAAAUUCUGGAGCUGAAGAAUUUGAUGAAUGAGGUAUAGAAUAACAAUAGAGAGCAGCUGUGGAGGGCUGACCAGAUGGAAGAAAGAAUAAAUGACUUAGAGGAUAGCAAUUUAGAAAUAACACAGAAGAGGUU